Molecule: messenger RNA, 288 nt
Organism: Anisakis simplex (herring worm)
Lineage: Eukaryota; Metazoa; Nematoda; Chromadorea; Rhabditida; Anisakidae
Source: the annotation of a GenBank genome assembly
AUGGCACCACCAGCAUGCUCCCUAUUGGUGACGCUGAACAACGUCAAAUAUGCCGGCAAAUUUACGAAUCUGAACCGAUUUUUUGAGUUGCUCGACGCUGUUGAAGAGAGUGCGAUUGAAAAAAUAACACUAAAAAGUUUCGAUAAGCGACCGGAUGAUCCUGAAUGGUGCACGUUUGUGGAUGAAAUCGGUAGAUUGUUAUGGCAACUGCAAGAUCGUGUUUACAAUAUGACUGCGAAUAGCAAAUCUCGCACCUUCACGGUACUUCUGUUGUUUCAUAUCGUCUGA